Mercenaria mercenaria is the source of this 1848-nucleotide messenger RNA. Its product is annotated as sodium-dependent multivitamin transporter-like. Gene Ontology annotation, cellular component: membrane. The transcript has a single exon. Gene Ontology annotation, molecular function: symporter activity. NCBI's taxonomy places the organism in Eukaryota, Metazoa, Mollusca, Bivalvia, Venerida, Veneridae. The coding region runs from base 1 to 1848 and encodes 615 amino acids. Gene Ontology annotation, biological process: sodium ion transport; transmembrane transport. The record is from RefSeq and is a predicted model, not a curated record.
AUGCUUUUUGGAAUAGUUGAUUAUUUAGUGUUCUUUUGCACUAUUGGAAUAUCCUUUGCAAUUGGAGUUUUCUUUGCAGUGUUGGAGAGGAAAAGAAACACCCCUGUGCACUAUUUUCUUGCGGGCAGGAACUCGAGAACAUGGCCUGUUGCACUGUCAUUUAUUGUUACAUUUCAAUCAUCUUUAAUGAUUCUCGGGUAUCCCGCGGAAGGAUAUGCAUAUGGCAUCGGAAUUGCAUACAAUGUGCUCGGUACUAGUGCCGCUUUCAUUUUCAGUGCGUUUUUUAUUGUACCAGUCUUCCAUCCGUUGAAAUUAACCAGCGUUAACGAGUACUUCCGUUUAAGAUACGGAAACAACCGUGUCCGGUAUAUGACACUAGUCGCUGGAAUAAUAUUCAGUUUGUUCUACAUGGCAACAGUGAUGGUUGGGACCUGCGUUGCCCUCGACGUCGUUCUAGGAAUUCCGUUCUGGGGGACAAUUCUUAUCUAUACAAUUGUUACAACUACAUAUACCGCAAUUGGAGGAAUAAAAGCAGUGAUUUGGACAGAUGUGUUUCAGCUUGUAGUCAUGGUAACCGGGAUGAUUGCGGUCCUAGUGAAAUCAACCACCGGGGCUGGAGGAGUAGACCGCGUGUUUGAGUAUGCAAAAGACAGGCUGGGUUCAACGAGCUUUAGAUUUGAUCCAACAAUACGUUACCAGGUUUGGAAUUCCACAUUCGGACUCUUUAGUGCCUUUCUAUACUUCACACUAUUGCAGCCAGCGAUGCAACGCAUUUACUCGACACCAACUGUAACAAGCGCUCGUAAUCUGUAUUUUAUAUCAACACCGUUUUAUUGUGCCUUUCAGCUGAUGGCAGCUUUUGAAGGUGUGACUAUAUUUGCAUAUUAUGUGGCGAAACGAUGUGACAUAUUUGAUGCGGGAAUUGUUGAUAACAUCAAUGCAAUAUUACCUUUUGCUGUUCUGGAUUUAUUUCAAAAUUUACCCGGAUUAGCGGGAUUGUUCACAGCUUCACUUUCAAGCGCCGCUCUCAGUACUAUGUCUUCCUGCCUCAGCAGCCUGUCUGCAGUAACAUAUGAAGACAUCAUAAAAGUCAAAUUUUCAGAUAUGCACGCAUAUAAAGCCACAAAGCUAUCAAAAAUGAUUGUUUUAAUGUAUGGACUUAUAGCCUUAGCACUUGCAUUUGCAGUGUCAUUUAUUCCAGGAUCCGUUGUUGCUAUAUUUGUAAGUUUUAUGGGAUGUUUUGACGGGCCAUUAGUAGCAACCUAUUUAUUGUCCGUGAUGUAUCGUAAAGCAACUACCAACGGUGUUAUAAUAGGAGCAAUAUGUGGGUCUGUGAUCGCAUUUUGGCUGAACAUUGGGAGCCGCUUUUCAGGCAUGCCGCCGUAUCCAUACCUUCCCCCAGGUCCAACUGAUCAGUGCAACUCGUACCUAGAAUCCGCUUUCCUAAAUGGUUCAACUUCUGCCGUUUAUCCUGCUACUAAUAACAUAACACUGGUCUCUGUAACACAACAUCUUCCAACAUUAACAACAACAACAACAACAACAACAACAACAACAGCACAUUCGCCAGAUCAAGAUGAUAGCAACCUCUCCGCACUAGAGAAGAUCUACAGCAUUUCGUACCAAGUCUACUCCCUUGUAGGCAUGUUGACCUCCCUCAUAAUAGGACUUUUAGUAAGUUUAUGUACAACUCCACCCAAGCAGAUUGAUCAGCGAUGUUUGUUUUCGAUUAGAAAACACAUUCAAGAGGAAAUAUGUGGACACAAAUCUUCAACUGAUUUCGACGAUAAAGAUGAAGCUGAUUCAGAGGAAGUAACAAAAUUCAUGACAAAAGAUGAAGAAUUUUGA